AUGGUGGAAGCUUUCUCCUCCCCAAUGGCCCGUGGGUGCUGUGACAAGAGGUUGUGGACGAAUAUCGAUUUGAAUCGCUGUAAAUCGAUUACACCCCUCAUGCUGAGUGGCAUUAUCAGGAGGCAACCCGUCACCCUGGACCUGAGCUGGACAAACAUCUCGAAAAAACAGCUCACCUGGCUCAUCAACCGGCUGCCAGGUCUGAAGGACUUGGUUGUCUCAGGCUGUUCCUCAGCGAUCUCUGCCCUCUGUAGUUCCAGUUGCCCUUUGCUCAGGAUCCUCGACCUCAGAUGGGUGGAAGGACUGAAAGACGCUCAGAUGAGAGAUUUGCUCUCCCCUCCAACUGACAACAGACCAGGCCAGAUCGACAAUCGUAGCAAGCUACGUAACGUGAUGGACCUGCGCCUGGGCGGGCUGGAUGUCACGGACUCGACACUCCGGCUUAUAAUCCGCCACAUGCCGCUGCUCGCCAAACUGGAUCUCAGUUACUGCAAUCACCUAACCGACCAGUCGAUGAACUUGCUCACCGCGGUGGGCAGCAGCACCAGGGAUUCCUUGACGGAGAUCAACCUAUCAGUUUGCAAUCGAGUCACUGACCAAUGCCUGGCCUACUUCAAACGUUGUGGCAACGUCUGUCGGAUAGACCUCCGCUAUUGCAAGCAGAUAAGUAAAGAAGGCUGUGAAAAGUUCAUAGCAGAGAUGUCUGUCAGUGUUCAGUUCAGCCUGUCAGAGGAGAGACUAUUACAGAAACUUAGUUAACUGCAGGAAACCCAGUUGAAGGGACACUUGGAGACUUGUGUCCGUGAAGGAGGGACAUCGGACGUUCUGCUCCCUGUCAUUUAAUUACUCCCAGCUUCCGCUUCAAACACAGGAAAAGCCUGGAUUGGGCUGGUGGAGCGGAGAGAUUGAAAACACUGUUCAGCAACAGAAGCUGCUUACUUUGAACCAGAAACUUUUCUACUGGCUUAAAAACAUCACUCCGAAGUACAAAACUUUAUGUUUUAAAUGUGUGUGUGUGUCUGUAUAUAUAUAUUAUAUAUAUAUAUAUAUAUAUAAAAUGAAGAAACCCACACCCAUUCACGAGCGUUUGACCGAACACGGAGGGAAAAGCGAGAGGGAGAAGAAAAUAACAGAUUGAACGCAACAUUUCCAUGCACGAAUUACAAUUAGGGGCAUGUACAUUGUAAAUUUUUAUUUUUUGUUCCUUUUUAAAACCGGCCGCAGUCUUAAAAACGAAAAAAAAAAAUUGUGGACAUAUCCGACCGUAUAUUGGGAGUCAUUUCAACCUGGUUAUAAAUAAUGUUCUGUUUUGCUACACUCUUAACCAUCGUACAUUAUCCAGAAAUAUUUUUGUACAGAAAUUACUUUAUUGAGAGUACAGUACUGUGAAAAAAAA
Messenger RNA from Callorhinchus milii (elephant shark), 1396 nucleotides. RefSeq names its product lysine-specific demethylase 2B-like. Gene Ontology annotation, molecular function: histone demethylase activity; transcription coregulator activity. Lineage: Eukaryota; Metazoa; Chordata; Chondrichthyes; Chimaeriformes; Callorhinchidae. The record is from RefSeq and is a predicted model, not a curated record. Gene Ontology annotation, biological process: regulation of transcription by RNA polymerase II; protein demethylation.